Molecule: messenger RNA, 429 nt
Organism: Australozyma saopauloensis
Lineage: Eukaryota; Fungi; Ascomycota; Pichiomycetes; Serinales; Metschnikowiaceae
Gene: LTP1
Product: tyrosine protein phosphatase
Exons: 1
Coding region: 1-429 (142 amino acids)
Biological process (GO): protein dephosphorylation
Cellular component (GO): cytoplasm
Molecular function (GO): acid phosphatase activity; non-membrane spanning protein tyrosine phosphatase activity
Source: RefSeq, a predicted model, not a curated record
AUGGCAGAAGCUGUAUUCAAACAUGUAGUCAAGGAAGCAGGACUUGAGGACAGAUUCGAUAUCAUUGACUCGUUUGGCACGUCUGGAUGGCACAUUGGCGAGAACCCAGACUCUCGUUCAACAAGCACUUGUCGCAAACACGGCGUUCCCGUAGACCAUAAGGCGCAACAGAUCAGUUACAAGGAUUUUGAGAACUUCGACUACGUUAUCGGCAUGGACGAGUCCAACCGUGACGACUUGCUUCACAUGAAACCGCGCGGAUCGCAGACUCGAGUAGCCAUGUUUGGUGAAUGGAAGACUGACGAUGCGUUUGCCAAAGUGGUGCUGGAUCCAUACUAUGGGGGCAAGCUGGGUUUUGAGACGAAUUUCCAGCAAAUCACCCAUUUCAGUAAGGAGUUUUUGGCUCAGGAAUUGGGAGUCUCUGUGUAG